Messenger RNA from Alternaria atra, 2046 nucleotides. RefSeq lists its product as uncharacterized. The record is from RefSeq and is a predicted model, not a curated record. The transcript has 4 exons. Gene Ontology annotation, molecular function: glutathione transferase activity. The coding region runs from base 1 to 2046 and encodes 681 amino acids. Lineage: Eukaryota; Fungi; Ascomycota; Dothideomycetes; Pleosporales; Pleosporaceae. Gene Ontology annotation, cellular component: cytoplasm.
AUGCAACAGGCCUCCUCGCCUGUCCUCCAGCAGCUCCGGUCACUGCACCCUGGUGCCCUUCAAACGCUCCACCAGUCGCCAGACGGGACGCUAUAUCCCCAUAAUCAAGUCCUACCGGAGCUUCAGAACCUCCACACGAGCGAUGUAUACCAACAGCAAUAUGCCCUAAGCGGGCCACAACACCCACAACCACCGUCGCAUGCGCACGCGCUGCCAGUACAUUAUGAGCAACACGCGCUUCCGCCUUCAGGACCGUACCCGCCGUUCCAGCCGGCGGGCUAUCAACAUGGCGCAAGUCCGCGAUUUAUGAACGCGCCCCCUCCCCCGCUUCAGGACCACGCGCAACAAUAUCACGCUUCCCCUCCUCAGACGGUGCAACGCCCGAUCCAACAGCUCCCUCUCCCACCGCCUGCACCGCUGAUACUUGCGGCACCACAACCGCUGCCACGGCAUGCGGAACAGCCGCCCUUGCUGCAUAAGCAAGAGAGUCAGGAUGGUGAUGACACUCCAUUGUCUAACCACGGCCAGUUCCAGGGCUUGAAGCUCAUACCAAGCCCGCCAGACUUGGACGAUUGGAGGCAGAGGUUGUUUCAUGUAGACGACAUGAUUACCUUGACUGAGGAGCAGUUUCAGACCUACUUCCCUCAUAUCGACAACGUCUACUCGCAUCGCUCGACCCAGCGGCACAAACGGAAGCGCUUCGUAUCACACUAUUGGGACUGCCGACUCAAGGGGCGACCACCAGGCACCAAGAAGUCCACAGAUCCAGACAAGAAGAAGAGGAAGAGGAUUGCGAGAGAGCGGGAUCUCUGCGAUGUCAAGAUCAAGAUUACCGAGUUCUUCGAUCGACGGGAAUAUGAGGAACAACUCGGUCGACGACCCCCAGGCACAGAAAACGAGCCGCCGAGCCCAAUAGCAUCGAACAUGCCGAUAAACCCGGGUCGAGGUGGAGGCCAGAGUCAGAACCCGCAGUUCUUCGGGCAACCACCUCUGCUGCCGCAACAGCCGGCUGGGGGUUGGGAUAUGCCUCCAAACAUCGGUGCUCAGUCGGGAAUGAAUAUGCAAGAGUACGCAUCAUCAUCCGGUCCUUCGUCGAAGAAAUUCUAUACUUUCCAGAGAGUCAAUGGAAAUGGUGGGAAUGGCAAAGGCGAUGGCGUUGCCGGACCACAUAAGCAUACACUCGAGGAAAGUGACCGUGUGAAGAAGAACAGUGUCAUCAGAUGGCAGGCAAAGAUCGACAAAGACGACAGGAGGAAAUCACAGGGCGGAGAUCCUUCCAAGAAGACGUACCAUAAGAAAGCCACUGGCAACGCUUUGACGACAGUCAAGAACCACUCGAAAGAGGACGAUCUCAAGUUGUAUGGUAGCGCAUUCUGUCCCUUUGUGCAACGAGUGUGGAUAUCACUAGAGCACAAGCAAAUACCCUACCAAUACAUCGAAGUCGAUCCCUAUAAGAAGCCUCAAAGCCUUCUCGACGUGAACCCACGCGGUCUAGUACCCGCUAUCCGACACGGUCCAACAUGGUCAACCCACGAGUCAACCGUCAUCAUGGAAUACCUUGAAGACCUCCAAGCCGGACCACAUCUGCUACCACCAGAUGCACAAACCCGCGCUACCUCACGCCUCUGGUCUGACCACAUCAACCGCAACAUCAUCCCAUGCUUCUACAAGCUGCUCCAAGUCCAAGACGCAAAUGACCAGGUCUCCCACGCAAAAGAACUCCGCGAUCAAAUCGGCAAGCUGGUCGAUGCCGCAGAUGCCAACGGUCCUUUCUUCCUCGGUCCCCAAAUCUCUUUUGUAGACGUACAGAUUGCGCCUUGGGUGAUCCGGUUGCGCAAAGUGCUGGGUCCAUAUAGGGGCUGGCCCGAGGCUGAGGAGGGAAGUAGGUGGAAAAGGUGGAUUGAUGCGAUCGAGGCGGAUCGGAGUGUCAAGAUGACUACCAGCACCGAUGAGCUUUAUCUGGAUAGCUAUGAGCGGUACGCGGAGAACAGGCCGGGUACGAGUCAGCUUGCGGAUGCUGUUAAUAGUGGGAGGGGCUUGCCUUGA